This is a messenger RNA of Camellia sinensis, 1815 nucleotides long. RefSeq lists its product as uncharacterized. The record is from RefSeq and is a predicted model, not a curated record. Lineage: Eukaryota; Viridiplantae; Streptophyta; Magnoliopsida; Ericales; Theaceae. Gene Ontology annotation, biological process: transmembrane transport. Gene Ontology annotation, molecular function: transmembrane transporter activity.
CUUGUACUUUAGAAUUAAAAAGUUCCUUAAAAGCUACUGUACUAUAUAGUGGCUUUUCCUUUAGCCUCUUCUUCAUUCAGAGAGAGAGAGAGAGAGAGAGAAAGAUGGAAAAGCUAUCAGGGUUAAGCCACCUCUUGAUGACAGUGUUCCUCUACAACUUCUCAACAUUCAUGGUGAUUCCAGCCAUAACUGAUGUUACUAUGUCUGCACUUUGUCCUGGACAAAAUGAGUGCUCUCUAGCCAUCUACCUUACUGGAAUUCAACAAGCGAUAAUGGGAAUGGGAACGUUGGUGAUGAUGCCUCUGAUAGGAAAUCUCUCCGACACUUAUGGAAGGAAAGCUAUGCUCACUCUUCCCAUGAUUCUCACUAUUAUACCCCUAGCCAUUUUGGCCUAUAACAGAACAAAGAACUACUACUAUGCUUAUUAUGUGCUAAAGACUCUCACAGCCAUGGUCUGUGAAGGAAGUGUCCACUGCCUUGCUCUUGCAUAUGUUGCAGAUAACGUACCGGAGAGUCGACGGGUAUCAGUAUUCGGAAUACUUACGGGGAUCGGAUCCUCUGCUUUCGUCUGUGGAAACCUCUCUACUCGCUUCCUCUCCCCUGCUUCCACCUUCCAAGUAUCUGCAUCGGUAGCUGUGAUUGCGACAGUGUACAUGAGAAUUUUCCUUCCGGAAUCCAUUAAUGUUGUUGUUGAGAAUGGCGUUUCUACUGAAGCAAAUGUUGGACUGUUGGAUGAAGAUAAAGGUUCCAAAAAGAAUGUCAGGAUAUUCAAGACAAUGCCUUCCUUUGAUGAUACUGUCUGCUUGUUAAGGAGCAGCUUGACAUUUUCACAAGCAGCUAUUGUUGCUUUCUUUAGCAACCUCGGGGAUGUUGGCCUUCAUGCUGCAUUACUGUACUAUUUAAAGGCCAGUUUUCAUUUUAACAAAAACCAGUUUGCUGAUUUAAUGGUGAUUACGGGGAUUGCAGGUACCAUAUCCCAGAUGCUUCUCAUGCCCAUGUUGGCUACUGCCGUCGGAGAGGAGAAGCUGCUUUCAAUAGGGCUCUUUUUCAACUGUGCACAUAUGAUUCUUUACAGCAUUGCAUGGUCCGCCUGGGUUCCUUAUGCUGCCGCUAUGUUCGCUCUUCUGUCUGUAUUUUCAACGCCUUGUUUGCGGAGCAUUGCAUCCAAGCAAGUUGGGCCCAGUGAGCAGGGUAAGGCUCAAGGUUGCAUUUCUGGCUUAGGUUCCUUUGCCAAUGUUGUUUCUCCCUUGGUUUUCAGUCCUUUAACAGCUUUAUUCCUGUCUGCAAGUCCACCCUUUCAUUUCCCUGGUUUCAGUAUUGCGUGUGCUGGAUUUGCUCUGAUGAUCGCGUUUGCUCAGAGCAUCAUGAUAAGGGCAGCUCCUCCUAUUAUUUCAAGUUUCAAAGUUGGCAAUGGUAUCUGCGUGGAGCCCUAAUUUUAAUUAAGGCACAUGGAUGCUGGAAUCAGAAUUUUUUUUUCCUCUUUGGCAUCGCGCUACAUUCCAUUGUCAUUGAAGAUAGCUACAGAGCUGGAAGUUUGAUAUUGCCGAAGUAAGCUGUCACUCUAACACAUGCUGCUUAGAAUGGUCAGUUUCAUCAUUAAAAGUAUUCUGUUCAAUAUGGCAGAGUGGCUGAAGUUUGCCUUACACCGAAAUGAAGUGAUUUGGAAGCAUUUGGUACCAUCGCUUUGCAUUUAAUAUAAUUAUUAUUCGAUGAUUGUAAUGAUUCUUUGUACGUUAGAAUCUCAAUGCAUGUAAUGACUCCAAAGUAGAGAUUUUCUUGAUAUCAGCUUAAUGAAAAUCUGGUUUUGAAUAUGAA